AUGUCCAAUCCAGUACCCGCGGUUAGCCCGAGCCCAAGCAGAUUACCCCUUGAUAGUGGUGCACACAGUCAAGCUAGUAGCGGAGUACAUACUGGAGAAACAGAGAAAGAAAUCAUUCCUUCAACCGAAAAGCGUGAGCUUAAGGAACAUGAAUGCUAUGACAAACUGGGCUAUUGCUGGCCGAGAUGGAAGAAAUGGACUUAUCUUCUCGCGGUCGCUUGUGUUCAAGUAUCGAUGAACUUCAAUACAUCAGUCUACCCUAAUGCAGUCAAGCCUCUCUCAAAGGCUUUCGAUAUCGGAGAGCAAGAAGCACGGACAGGACAGAUGAUUUAUUUGGUGACCUACUCCAUUGGGUGUGAGCUUUGGGCACCCUGGAGUGAGGAAUUCGGUCGCUGGCCAAUCCUUCAGCUUUCUAUGUUUCUCAUCAACAUCUGGCAAAUCCCUGCAGCCCUCGCCCCGAAUUGGGGAACGAUUGUAGUGGCACGUGGCUUGGGUGGUAUAUCUACUGCGGGUGGUAGUGUCACUCUGGGCUUAAUUGCCGAUAUCUAUGAACGGGAAACACAGCAAUUCCCUCUCGCCUUCAUUGUCCUAUCCUCUUGCAUUGGAACAAGCAUCGGAGGCGUUAUUGGUGGUCCAAUUGAGCGCUUUCUUGGAUGGCAGUGGUUCUUCUGGAUUCAACUCAUUUUCGGAGCCGUUGUACAAGCAAUUAUCUUCUUCAUGCCUGAAAGCCGCUCUACUAUCUUGAUUGAUAGGGAGGCUAAGCGACGACGCAAAACCGGAGAAGACCCAAACAUUUACGGACCCAACGAAUUGAAGAAGCCUCGUAUCUCGCUCAAAGAAGCCGGAAAAAUCUGGAUUCGUCCUUUUCACAUGCUCUUGCGCGAACCGAUCGUUCUUUGCCUGUCUCUUUUGUCAGGUUUUUCAGAUGCCCUUAUUUUUACUUUUCUCGAGAGUUUCUCGGUCGUCUAUGAGCAGGGUUGGGGCUUCGGUGUUCUUGGUCAGGCUUGGGCGGUCAUCCCAAUCAAUUUGGCCUAUGUUCUCGCUUAUUUCUCUUAUUUCCCCUGGUUCCUGAGAGAUGGUGCUAUUCGGAAAGCCAAGGGGGAUGAUGCUCUUGAACCAGAACGGCGACUGAAAUGGCUCCUGUUCCUCGCACCAUUUGAGCCCAUUGGACUGUUUGGCUUUGCUUGGACAUCUUUGGGACAAGAAUAUGGUGUACAUUGGAUCGGUUCAAUGAUUUUUUCGACAAUGGUUGGCAUUGCAAACUAUGCUAUCUAUUUAUCAUCUGUCGACUAUAUGAUUGCAUCUUAUGGCCCCUAUUCUGCGUCUGCAUGUGGUGGUAAUGCAUUUGCACGCGAUCUUCUCGCUGGUAUUUCCGCGAUGUAUGCAACGCCGAUGUACAGCAACAUCGGAGAUAAGUGGCAUGUUGAAUACGCCAGCACUGUGCUUGCCUGUCUCUCAUGCCUUGUUGUUACACCAAUUUACGUGUUCUACUGGAAAGGACCGCAAAUCCGCGAGCGCAGCAAGUUCGCACAAGAAUUGGUUCGGGAAAGGAAAGAAAACCAGGGGCGACGAGUCAGCAAGGCCAAUUGCGAGCCUUAA
Penicillium macrosclerotiorum is the source of this 1599-nucleotide messenger RNA. Its product is annotated as sugar transporter. Lineage: Eukaryota; Fungi; Ascomycota; Eurotiomycetes; Eurotiales; Aspergillaceae. Gene Ontology annotation, molecular function: transmembrane transporter activity. Gene Ontology annotation, biological process: transmembrane transport. The coding region runs from base 1 to 1599 and encodes 532 amino acids. The record is from RefSeq and is a predicted model, not a curated record. The transcript has 3 exons.